Morus notabilis is the source of this 624-nucleotide messenger RNA. Its product is annotated as dynein light chain 1, cytoplasmic. Bases 181 to 522 code for a protein of 113 amino acids. Gene Ontology annotation, biological process: microtubule-based process. Gene Ontology annotation, molecular function: dynein light intermediate chain binding; dynein intermediate chain binding. Lineage: Eukaryota; Viridiplantae; Streptophyta; Magnoliopsida; Rosales; Moraceae. The transcript is spliced from 2 exons. The record is from RefSeq and is a predicted model, not a curated record. Gene Ontology annotation, cellular component: dynein complex.
ACCGUGAAAAUAUCAUAAUUCAGAAUUAAACCUCCACCACCUAAAUAUAGUUAUCUUGAGAAACAACUUGUUUAUAGCUUUGAACUAUAUAUGUUUUGUUUUUACAUAAGAUCAGAAGGUUCUGAAGUGUCUCAACUUAGUAAGAAGUAAAGCCAUCUGCUUGAUCUUCUGAUUUUUAAGAUGUUGGAGGGAAAAGCAGUGGUGCGCGAGACCGAUAUGUCGCAGAUAAUGCAGAGCCAUGUCAUGGAGUUGGCUUACAAGGCCCUUGAUCUGCAUGAAGUUUCUGAUUGUCAGUCCAUUGCUCAUUACAUCAAGCAGAAGUUUGAUGAAGCUUAUGGGCCCGCAUGGCACUGUGUGGUCGGCAACGACUUCGGAUCUUGCAUUACGCAUUUGUGUGGAAGUUUCAUUUUCUUCCAUGUGGAGAUGAUGGAGUUUCUUAUCUUCAAGGAUGGCAAAGACAUUAAUGAAAGCAAGGAUGAGGCUAUUGGAGUACUGAAGAGAGCAAAUAUAAAUGUUUCAUAAGAUCUCACAUCACAUGUAUUACUUUUCAUUGCAAGAGAAAUUAGAUUCUAGAAAUGCUAAAUAUACAACUCUGGUUGGAAAUAAGCACUUUCUUGACAAAUC